UGCCCGCUAUUGCACAGAAGAAACACAUUAGAAAGCAAAGAAUAAAAAUCUCAAUCUCAAGCUAUAAUUUUACAGAUUUUUCAUGGGGAAUUGUCAGUGUAGACCGCGAGAAGGAGGGGAAAAUCUGAAAGGUUUCCUCGGUCGGAAAUUCCACAAAAUUUCUGGAAAACGUAAAAUUGACGAUCUUGUAACGGUUGCAAUUCAUGAUGAUGAAGAGAAAACUGGAAUCAAAAGAGGUGUUGUUGAGACUGGUAAAGCUGAUGAAGUAGAUGAUCACCUUGUAGAUAUGGCACUAGUAGACCUAGAGUGUGAAACUGUCUCCGAAGAUGAACUUUGUCCUGAUUCGGAUGGACGAUCAUCUUCAAACCAAGAGCAACUGGAUAAAUACCAAAUGUAUGAUGAUCUAAAUGAAAAAACUGAAGAUGACUGCCAAGAGAAGCCGUCCAGACAGGACGUGUUCGAGCACAAAGAAGAGAAUGACAACAUCCGGGUUUUGCAGCAACAGUUACAACAAGUACAGAACCAGUUAGCAAAUCUACAAAGAGGCGCAAGUAGCAGCCGUCAAAGUGUGAGCGCAAGGAUUAACCAAGAUGAAAGAUGCAGCGCCCGUUCCUUCCAAAGUCAACAGCCAGACGAAAUAAAGGGAACGUCUGCUGUACCAAGGUGUGAAAUAUUUAGUCCCAUUGAAACCGUCAGCCACAGAACCCCGCAAAGCACGUUCCUACACGCCCAGUGUGAUACUAGAGACCGCCUUGAUAAACAGUAUAAAGACGACCAUACUGAUAACGUCUCAGCUGCUGGUAAAAAGGAUGCUACCAGUACAAGAAUGACUCGGAUAAAAAGUAAUGACAAAGGUGAUGCUAGAGGCAAGGAUGACGGGCUGGCACAGAAACAUGGCCGGAGAAGCAAGAUGCAGGGUAUGAUAACUGAAGGUCUUAGGUCAAGGACUGAUGUCAAUAUAGCAAGGAACAAAGAUGUUAUGACUAAAAAAGAGUCAACCCAGAACAAUAAGACAGUAAAGGAGACCAAUACAGUCAUAGAUAAAGCUAGAAUAUCAGCCAAAAUAGCAGCUUUACAAAAGAGAGAUCAUGCAUUACCGCGUCCAGACAAAGGCAUUGUAUGGCCGGAGACGAUGGACGAUCUAAGCAAGGUCGAUAAGGCGUAUUACGUGGAACAGUUCUUGAGAAGCGAGCUUUUUAGACAGCGAUGCCUGAGAAAAUACCAGGGCAGCAACAAAUGGAUGAAUGGACUGACACCAUUCCAUCUCUGGGUUUUAGAGAAUGAAGACACUGCAGAAAUAGAAGCUGUACUGCAUCCUUUGCCAAAACGCCAAAACAAUGCUCAAGCCAAGGUCAGGUGCUGGAGAGGAAAAACACCGCCACCAUUACCACCAAAAUCUCAAUAAUUUUCUCCUUUUC
Mercenaria mercenaria is the source of this 1418-nucleotide messenger RNA. RefSeq lists its product as uncharacterized. The transcript is spliced from 7 exons. The record is from RefSeq and is a predicted model, not a curated record. Lineage: Eukaryota; Metazoa; Mollusca; Bivalvia; Venerida; Veneridae. The coding region runs from base 83 to 1405 and encodes 440 amino acids.